Mya arenaria is the source of this 1719-nucleotide messenger RNA. RefSeq lists its product as uncharacterized. NCBI's taxonomy places the organism in Eukaryota, Metazoa, Mollusca, Bivalvia, Myida, Myidae. The transcript has 3 exons. Bases 884 to 1549 code for a protein of 221 amino acids. The record is from RefSeq and is a predicted model, not a curated record.
AUGCGCAUAUCUGAAAAGACUGAACGUUCAGUGAGAGGGGUUAUUGGGCUAGAGAAUCCUUGGAACGUUUUGGUAAACAAGAACGAUAAAGCGGGGAUAGAAACACUGAUUGAUAACAUGCAGACACCGCCUACAUAUGAAACAUUUCGACGUGCGAUUAACAUCUUGAACGGACAAACAGAACUUGUAAGACGUUUAUGUCGCUUGGUUUCCGAAGAUAUAUUGGAAUUACUCGAUCGGACGAAAGUCAUCAAAGUCUAUGCGGCAAUUAAUGCGAACAACCCCGAUAUCACAUUAAUUGUAGUUUCACGCAGUCCGAUUCCAGUACCAACGUAUAACGGUUUUCCAGUAUAUGUAAAAGACAUAAGCAAUGCAGUUUUAGAAGACAAAGCUGUUCAUAAGGAAAUAUCACGUAUGAGUACGUCGAACAAGGCGGAGCUGAAGAAAAUUAAAAGAGAACUAAAAACGAAGGUACAUACCAUGAAGUCAGCGAUGAAAGAGAUAUCAAUGAAAUAUAUGAGGUACCCAAAUGUUUCUCAAAUAUCAUUCAGUACAGUCAAAGCCACGAAGUUUUCAUGCAACAACGAGAAGGUUUAUACCGUCGAUUGCAAACCGGUUAUAUGCAUAGUAAUCUAUGUGUACUGCAAGGGAUGGGUUCCUGUUGGAUGGGAAAGUUUCCCCGAUAUAGCAGGUGGGUAUCAGGUUGAUGUAAGAGAGUUCUAUGAACUCAAAAUGCAGAUGAUCAUCGAUCACCAAUGUCAAAAAAUACCAUGCUAUGUGUUCGAUAUAAGACAAAUAACUACACAAGGCCUUCUGAAACGAAGGAGCAAUUCAACAGUGUAUGGACUUACAUGUGCUCAUACAGUAGUGGUCGUAAGAACGGAUGGAUACAAGAGUUGUGGUAUUGGACGAAAACAAAAAGUAUGUUGCUUUAGACAGAGAAGAUCUAAAAAAGUUUAUUCCAGAUGAAAAUGUAAGAGUUGAACGAUUAGCGUACGGAACAUUUGAAAAAUUGGACGAGGGUAUAGAUGCAUUUGUUGACGUUGCACUUAUACAAAUCGACCCGAAGUCAAACCAAUCAGUUAAGAACAUCAGCGAGCGGGCAAAGAAAGCUUUUAAACAACAAUCACUCCAGUUUCACUACAGCGAAAUAGACGAUGCCGUUUACCCAGGCGACAUAGUGUUCCAUAUUGGAACCUCAUGCCAACCUACAUUUGGUACUAUUGGCGAAAACUCACAUGUAAAUCUUCUUGAUGCCCCAGGCCUCAUCAAUGUCGUAGGGGCAUUGAAGGACGGUGAAAGACAACCCUUCUCUAGCAAUGGGGAUUCUGGUGCAUUGGUUUUUAAAGUUGAUCCUUGUCUUUUAAAUGACGAGGUACUCUCUACUUUAGAAUAUGACAGCGACACAGAAUCUGAAUCACCAUUGUUGAAACUUAUUGGAAUGGUCCAUGGCUCUCCACGCGGCGAUGAAACGGCUACCUAUUGUACGCAAAUUACACCGAACAUGAAAGCUUUAGGCGAUGAGUACACGUUUUGUCCAAAUCAAUGAAUAAUAAUACACUAAAAACGCUUAACUACAUUAUAUCUACAACAGACAGUGUUGGAGAGGCGUGGGGAGCAUUUGUGGAAGGUUCCAUUAUAAAUUUUUAGCUUAUUUUUAAUUUUCGGAAAUAGAUAGUAGUAAUGAUGGAUUAUACAGUUUUUAAUUUUGAAAAUAAU